Messenger RNA from Metarhizium album ARSEF 1941, 1065 nucleotides. Its product is annotated as Fatty acid hydroxylase. The record is from RefSeq and is a predicted model, not a curated record. The transcript has a single exon. Gene Ontology annotation, molecular function: C-4 methylsterol oxidase activity; iron ion binding. The coding region runs from base 1 to 1065 and encodes 354 amino acids. NCBI's taxonomy places the organism in Eukaryota, Fungi, Ascomycota, Sordariomycetes, Hypocreales, Clavicipitaceae. Gene Ontology annotation, biological process: ergosterol biosynthetic process.
AUGUCCAAGGCCCCCAACCCAAAGGACUCCAUGAAGUCGACGUGGCGUACCGCCGACAGAGACACCUGGAAGUUGAGCCACUGGAUCUUCGAGUACCUUGACGGCUACCCUAUCUAUCUGGACAAGGCUGUCCCGGAACACGCAAAGACAGAAAAGGUCCCAUAUCUCUCGCAAUGGUCGCAGCACGUCUGGGUGCUGGUGCACGCAGUCACACCGUUACUCCUCCACCAGGCCAUCCUGACGCUUACCGGGACGCAGAGUCUACACCCUGCAGCCGUCUUCUUUUUCUACUUCAACGCCUUCAACAUCAUCCUCAUCCGCGAGUUGCACACGCUCCGGGAGAUGGGCCACAGGUGGGGGUUCCUCGACGGGGACGUCCACGACCGCGAUGGCGUUCCCGACGCCGGCGUGACAAAGGUCCUACUGUCGGCUCUCAAGGGCACCGGCGGCAGGGUCGCCCUCACCAUCUACUUCGCCUACGACCGACCCGUGCAGCCAGUCGACGCCCUCUCCGACUGGAAGUGGUGGGCGUGGCUGGCUCUCGAAAUCGGCCUCUAUAGUGUCAUUCUCGACUUUUGGUUCUACUGGUACCAUCGCUUGAUGCAUGACGUCUCCUUCCUGUGGAAGUACCACCGCACUCACCACCUUACCAAGCACCCUAACCCGCUCAUGACGGCCUUUGCAGACGAGGAGCAGGAGUUUUUCGAUCUCGUGGGCAUCCCAUUCUUGACCUACAUGAGCCUCCGGGCCCUCAGUCUGCCGCUGGGCUUCUACGAAUGGUGGCUCUGCCAUCAGUACAUUGCCUUUAUCGAGGUUGCUGGCCAUAGUGGACUGCGGCUACACGCAGCCGGGCUGUCGACCUUCCACCCUAUUCUUCGGUAUUUUAAUGCAGAGAUUGUCAUUGAGGAUCAUGACCUGCAUCACCGUAAGGGCUGGCGAAAGAGCCACAACUACGGCAAACAGACUAGGCUUUGGGACCGUGUGUUUGGCACGUGCAUCGAUCGGGUUGAGUCCGCACCAGACAACGUCGACUAUGUCAACCAGGCGCACGUUCCGCUCUUCUAG